AUGGAGUGCUCUGAUUUUAUGCAGCAACUGCGUAGCUUCAAACCACAGUCACUUGGUUGCGCCGUAGCUAGAAGAAAAAGUUCAACUACUCUAAUCUUCCCUCUCCCUCCUCAAGCUUGUUCAGAUGAAUUUUGUGAAGAAUAUCCUCAUAACUUAAUUCCGACCCCUGGUUAUUGGAUUGAGUGUUCACGACAAAAAAUUGCCUCCGAUACAAUAUGGGAUGAGAGUGAGUCGGAAAGAGAUGAAGAAGGAGAAGGGGGUGCUGAAGGUGGUGAUGAGUACCAUUACAGGCACCCACAGCUCCUCGAGGAUGAAGAAGAUGAACCGAGAAAGAAGAGUGUGAUUGAAGAGCAAUGGGAGAAAAACCAGUGCUUUGAGUUGACUUCAGUCGAACAGGAGACAUAUGAAAAAUAUUUCUACGGUCAUGAGCAUUGGAACUACUUCACUAAUGAUGAAGAUCUAGGGCCUGUGAUCUUAAGUAUAAAACAGGAAAUGCUAAAUGGGAGGGACCAGUUUAGGAUCUUAGUUAGAGCUAUCAGUUACACAGCUCAUGGCUUGAUCCCAGCAUCUUGUGUUUUUGCUGAUCGCUAUAACCGGGAAGAAGUAGUUCGUUCCCUUGGAAAAGAAGUUAAUCUUAACCCUCCUUUGACUCUUGGCCAAUUACCAGAUACUCCUGAAGAGCUUCUUAAGUUAGACCAGGUCUUUAUUAAAUCUGAACUGAAAGUUGGUGUUAUAUAUGUUAAAGAAGGUCAAUAUAUGGAAGAAGAAAUAUUAGACAACAAUGAAAAUAGCCCAUUAUUUCAAGAAUUCUUACAAAUUUUAGGCGAAAAAGUGAGGCUUAAAGGGUUUGAUAAAUACAAAGGGGGACUGGAUACAGUUCACGAUCUUACUGGCCUCUAUUCAAUUUAUACAAACUGGAGAAGUAUAGAAAUUAUGUUUCAUGUUUCAACACUCCUUCCAUAUGAAAAACAUGAUCCACAGAAGCUUCAACGGAAAAGGCAUAUUGGCAAUGAUAUAGUGUGUGUAGUGUUUCUGGAAGCUGACAACACCUCAUUUUCACCUGCUUGCAUAAAAUCUCAUUUCCUUCAUACUUUUAUUUUGGUAAGGACAUCACCAAGAAUCAAGAGGAAACCUACAAGAUAUGAGGUGUCUGUAGUUACUAGAGAUGAAGUAGGAGCUUAUAAACCAUAUUUAUGGGAACAAAGUGUUUUUGAUAAAGGCCCAAUGUUCAGGGAGUGGCUACUGACAAAAAUAGUUAAUGGGGAAAGGGCUAGUUACUCAGCUCCAAAGUUUGCAAGAAUGCAGGAAAGAACUAGGAGUCAAAUGCUGGAAGACAUAGUUGCUAACCUAGCCAAUCAUGCUGAAACUGGACAAAUUCCAAAGCCCUACAGGCGUGGUUCAUGGAGACCAAUUGGUCAUAUGAGACCUUCUAGUCCUCUAUUGGAUUCUGUCAGAGAUAGGUUUGAAGACUAUGAUCAGCUAGCAAAGGACUUUACCAAAGCAUUUCUCAAUUCAGAACCUAAUAUUACUGUUAACGCACAGUUGUUUGAUGUAGUUUUCUUGGUUGGACAAAAUAAACAAAAGCAAAGUAGACUGAUAGGGGUUAGAGCAAUACUUGGAGUUAGAAGCAGAGUGUUUCAGGAGAUGCUAUAUGGUAUACAAACAGGUUUUGGAUCACCACAAGUUCCUGUGGCUGAGUUAUUAGCAAGAGCUGUUCCUUCUUUACCGAGCCCUCAGAAACCUAAGAGCAGUAAUUUCCUACAAGUGCCAGAUAUUGAAACUCCAAGACCCAAAAGUGUACCAAGUUCACCAAUGGUAAAAAGAGCAUUUUCAAGACUUGGAACUCUUACAGCUGGAUGGGGCAGAUCUAUAAGGAAACAACAUUCACAUUUAUCUGCUGAUGACAAGAAAAAAUGGGCUUCCUCACAAGACUGUUCCAACAAAGAGGGAAAAGAUGGAAAAGAUAAAGAUAAACAAGCUCCUUCUCAACUCGCUGUGCCAAGACUGAGUGUCUGUGCUGAUGUGCAGAAAGUAGACAGAGCAAAAUUAGCUCAAGUUGAGUUUUCAAUUAUAGAGUUUGAUGCUGAUACCUUUAGAAUAUUGUUGGAUUAUCUGCAUACAAGCUCAUGCCCUCUCACGUGUGCCAAUAUUCCUGGACUAAUAUGUGCAGCAGAACACUAUGAUCUUCCAGAACUUCUUCAAGCUUGUUUUCACCAUGCUAAGCAAUUUCUUCGUAUAGAAGUGGUUUGCUGCAUGUUGUGUUCACUAGAAAAUUAUUAUUGGAGAUACACAUCAGCUUCAGAGCUAGUCAACAUGAUACUUGCUUUUGUAGAAACUAGAGCUCAUCAGCUUUUCCCAACUCCAGAAUUUUUGACUCUAUCUGAGUCGAUGGUUCAAAUGAUAAUGUGUCGUAACUUAGAUAUAGCUGAGGUAAGAAAAUUUGAGGCUAUGCUGAGUUGGGCAAGGCAUAAAAUAAAAACAAAGACGUCUUCUAAAAUUGAUGCCAAACUUGAAUUCAAAUGUAUCAUGGAACGGUUGUCCAGAGAUUUAAAACUUUACAGGAUAUCUCCUCAAGAUCUGAUAAAGAUUGUUCUUCCAAGUAAAGCUAUAAAAAAUGAGCGGAUACUCGAAACUCUUAUGUAUCAGGCAAAUUCUGGAAUGUAUAGAAUACAAGAUAGCUAUCUUGAAGCAUGCCAAAGACGACUUCAGAAACAAGAUUCACGAUUUAGCGAAUGGGAAUCAUUUGACUAUGGAAUAUAA
Molecule: messenger RNA, 2760 nt
Organism: Nezara viridula (southern green stink bug)
Lineage: Eukaryota; Metazoa; Arthropoda; Insecta; Hemiptera; Pentatomidae
Source: the annotation of a GenBank genome assembly